AUGGACAUUAAAGAAUUCGAAGAUAAUAUAUGGAAUAUCUAUAAGGAUUUCAAUAAGGACGUGAAUGAUUAUUAUUUUUAUAAUAUAUACUCGAAUAAUAUAUUAUAUGAUAGUGAUGAUAAAGAAAACUAUAGAGAUAUAUGUGUCAAAAUAUUAAGGAAUUUAUAUUCGUUUUAUAAUAACAAUUAUGAUAAUAUGUGUAGUAGUACUGAAUGUUGCAAAUAUUUAAACUACUGGAUGAGUUACGUAAAAAAGAAACAUAAUCUUAGUGAUAAAUUGCUUCAAGCCACUUUAGUUGGAGCUAGUUUCUAUUUUUCUCCUAAUGAACCAGAUUCAUGUUUGGAAUAUACAUUAGAUGAAAAAUAUAAGGAACCAGAAAAAAUAAUAAAAUUAUUAUAUUUUCUAGAUAAUAUUUCUAUUAUUAAGAAUACAUUAUUGCAUAAAAAUAUUUCAAUGAACUGUGCAGGCCAAAGUUAUAUAUACGAAUGUAUUAAUAUAUAUAGCGAAUUGGAUGAGAAAUAUUGUUCUAAAGCGGAUGAAAAGAAUGGAGUGAACAAAAGCGUUUGUGAAAUAUUAGAUAAAUUUAAGACAUCAUAUACGGAAGAUUUUUAUAAUAAAGCAGGAAUAGCAGAUAAAACACCAGCUUUAUCUUCUUAUAUUAAUAUAAAAGACAUAGUCGGUUGCCAAGAAUAUAUAGGAAAAGAAAAAUCAUUUUUUGAUAAAGGUGAUAAUUCGGGUAGUUCUAUAUCAUAUAGUGUAUCUACAGCUGUUGGAACAAUGGCUGGGGCAUCAUCCAUAUUGGCACUAUUAUAUAAGGUUACACAAAGUUUUAUUUAA
Messenger RNA from Plasmodium cynomolgi strain B, 837 nucleotides. RefSeq lists its product as hypothetical. The record is from RefSeq and is a predicted model, not a curated record. The coding region runs from base 1 to 837 and encodes 278 amino acids. The transcript is spliced from 2 exons. NCBI's taxonomy places the organism in Eukaryota, Apicomplexa, Aconoidasida, Haemosporida, Plasmodiidae.